AUGAACAGCUCCCAGGCAGGUCCAGCGGCUGAGGCCGCCUGGCUGAGCUGCUGCAACCAGUCUGGGCUGUUGCUGGAGCCCUCUGAGGGGCCGCGUGUGGUGCAGACAGCGGUGCUGGGCGUGCUGUCGCUGCUUGUGUUGUGCGGGGUCCUGUUCCUGGGUGGCGGCCUGCUGCUCCGAGCCCAGGGCCUGACAGCACUGCUGGCCCGUGAGUGGCAAGGGUCCCACGAGGCUGAGACUGGUGGCAGCACAGGUGAUGAUGACUCCUAG
This is a messenger RNA of Marmota flaviventris (yellow-bellied marmot), 270 nucleotides long. It is a transcript of the gene Smim41, whose product is annotated as small integral membrane protein 41. Lineage: Eukaryota; Metazoa; Chordata; Mammalia; Rodentia; Sciuridae. The record is from RefSeq and is a predicted model, not a curated record.